Molecule: messenger RNA, 1653 nt
Organism: Scylla paramamosain (green mud crab)
Lineage: Eukaryota; Metazoa; Arthropoda; Malacostraca; Decapoda; Portunidae
Exons: 2
Coding region: 125-682 (185 amino acids)
Source: RefSeq, a predicted model, not a curated record
UCAACAACCUAACUACUUAUCUAUCCAAACGCAACGCAACUCAGACAAACUAAACUAACAAACUAUCUAAAUAAACAACAAACCUUUCUGUUCACUGACACUCUUCCCUUCCCUUCGUCCUCAGAUGCGGCUAGGAACAACAGUCUGCCUGGUGGUGCUAGUGGCGAGUCUCUGCGAUGGAAUAGUGGUGUUCCCUGAUGCAGUAGCGGAGCAGGGUCUUUUUCCCUUCCCGCUCUACAUCGGCGGGCUCCCUGUACACGUUGCCGUUAUGUUCCUCGGCUUCUACGGGGCCCUGUGGAUCGGCAGCUGGGCAGGCAAGGCGAAGAUUGAAAAGGAAUUCUACUAUGACGAAUAUGAAGAGGAAUACGCCUUUGAGCCUCACUUCAGGAGCGGACGGGGGCUGGAGCAGACAGAAUCGGAGAUGAGGCACACUAUGACAAAAACCCUGAGGCGAAUCGACGUGGACAAGUGCCUGGAGAAGCUCGUGUGUUACCUGGAGGAGCAGAAUGAUCGGUUGCAGGAGGAGGACGUGCUGCUAAAACUGUUCCCGGUGACACGGUGCAAGUUCAGCGUGUUCCCGCGGUGCACAGCGACGGGGGAGCAGCUGAGAGAACUUCUGCGGUAUUACCAGAGCGUGGAGAUGAAGCGAACCCUUGGCGUGUUGGAGAAAGGGAAGUUAUAGGAGCAUUACUGCCAGUUUAGCAUUGUGUGUCAGAGAAAGUAUUACGGUCUGUGCUAGAGAAAGGUUUAUGUAAUACGGAGAUGAAAUGGAAUCUCUUUGCGUUGGAGAAAGAGAAGUUAUGGGAGUUUAAAGACUGUCAGGCUUGGUUGUGUUAGGGAAAGUUAUGGCCAUGUUAAGCCUGUUUGCCUGAGUUAGCGUGUUAGGGAAGUUGUAGGGAUCUUAAGCCAGCCAGUCAGUCAGUCAGUCAGUUGGCGUUCUGUCCUGGAUUAGUGUGAAAAAGGGAAAUUCUAGGCAUACGAAGCUAGUUAUUCAGUCAGUCUUCCUCUCUGUGUGUGCGUGAGAGAGAAGAAGAGUUAUUGCCAGUUGAUGUUAAUCAGUUCGGCUUGGUGUGUUAUAUAGAAAAGCUAAAGGCAUUUCCAGUCAGUCAGUCAGUCAGUCAUCCCGCCUUUCUCUUACUUAUACGAGUAAAUGAAGGACUCUCGCCUAUGAAAAUGUCUGAUUGUGAAAGUAAAUGAGUUUGUUUUUCUUUUUUUUUUUGUCACACUCCACCAUGAAGUGUGUUAGUUCAUUUGUUAUUAUUGUUGUUAUUUAUUAUUGUUUUAUUUAUUUAUUUUAUUUUUUUUCGUCAACUUUUUAUCCAUUUUUUUUUCUCGAAGUUGUUAUAAUUUUCUUUCCCUGCCCGUCCCCCCCCCCUCUCUCUCUCUCUCUGGUAUUUAUUUAUUGAUGUAUUUAUUUAUUCACCUAAUUAUUAAAAAGCAAAACGUGUACAAAGAAGACGCGUUUCACUUCCCCGCCAACAGAGACGCAGCGAGAAGCGCAGCGGAAAAUUUGAAAAUCCCUCCUCGAAUUAGCGCGCCAGUUACGAAUCACAAAGAAGAAAUAAAAAAAAUAAAUAAAUAAAUAAAUAACGAAAUAAAAUACGAUAAAUAAGUAAAUGAAAGCAGAAAUAAAUAAAAAAAUACAAAAAUAAA